Messenger RNA from Pungitius pungitius (ninespine stickleback), 1208 nucleotides. RefSeq names its product PDZ and LIM domain protein 3-like. The record is from RefSeq and is a predicted model, not a curated record. NCBI's taxonomy places the organism in Eukaryota, Metazoa, Chordata, Actinopteri, Perciformes, Gasterosteidae. The transcript has 7 exons. Gene Ontology annotation, molecular function: muscle alpha-actinin binding; actin binding. Bases 109 to 1056 code for a protein of 315 amino acids. Gene Ontology annotation, biological process: muscle structure development; actin cytoskeleton organization; heart development. Gene Ontology annotation, cellular component: filamentous actin; Z disc; stress fiber.
ACGGGGCGUCCCCCCCCCCCCUGCUCUCUUCACUUUGCGUCCUCCGCCGCCGCUGCAGUCCCCCAAAAACGUUGUGAAAGGAAGCAGACGUCGUGGGACGAGGGCCCGAUGCCACUCAGCGUCGUGUUGGACGGGCCGGCCCCCUGGGGGUUCCGCCUGACGGGGGGGAAGGACUUCAACCAGCCGCUGACCAUCUCCAGGAUCACCCCCGGCAGCAAGGCCGCGGUGGCCAACCUGUGCGCCGGUGACGUCAUCGUGGCCAUCGAGGGCGUCCCGACCACCAACAUGCUGCACUGCGAAGCCCAGAACAAGAUCAAAGAGUCGCCCCGCCGGCUCAGCCUGACCGUCGAAAGGAAUGAAUCGAGUCUGUGGUCCCCCCGUGUCGUGGAGGGCGGUAAAAAUCACCCAUAUAAAGUGAACCUAGAAGCAGAAAAGCAGGAGUAUAAACCUAUUGGCGCCGCGCACAACCGGAAAGCUCAGCCGUUUGUGGCCGCGGCGAACCUCGACGACACGCAUCAGGUGGUCAGCUCCGCGUACAACACCCCGAUAGGCCUUUACUCCUCGGGCAACAUACAGGACGCCAUGGAGGGCCAGAUCCGGGGCCUGGCUCUGCCUAAGCCCGACAGCCCCAGGACUCUGGCCAGCAUCGAGGAUUCGGACGUGUACCAGAUGCUGCAGAGGGACCAGGAGGAGCCCCAGGAGCCCCGGCAGUCGGGCUCCUUCCGGGCCCUGCAGGACUUCAUCGACAGCGACGGCGCUCGUUCCAUUGUGACCAGGACCGUAAAGGCACCGGCGACCAGAGCGGCUCCGCCCACAGGAAACCUGCAGAAACUGCCCGUCUGCGACAAGUGUGGGAAUGGCAUUGUCGGGACGGUGGUCAAAGCGCGGGACAAGUACCGUCACCCCGGUUGCUUCGUGUGCUCCGACUGUGACGUCAACCUCAAGCAGAAGGGCUACUUCUUCGUGGGGGGGCAGCUGUACUGCGAGGCUCACGCUCGGGUCAGGAUGAGGCCGCCGGAAGGACACGACCUCGUCUCGACCUUCCCCUCCGCGUAGAUCCACCGCUGUGUCUUCUGCCGUGUGCAACGAUAAUAACGUACGUCGAGUAAGAAUACGCUUUGCUCUCUGAUCUCUUCAGCCAGAUGUGUUCUACGACGAGGAGACACACUUUCAUUUCCCUGCAAUAAAGACCUUUUGCUCGUAAAGGA